Adineta steineri is the source of this 279-nucleotide messenger RNA. The record is from the annotation of a GenBank genome assembly. Lineage: Eukaryota; Metazoa; Rotifera; Eurotatoria; Adinetida; Adinetidae.
AUGUUUAUAAUAAAAGGCGAUUUUGUCAAUGGUUGCGAUUAUGGUCGACAUUGUACUUCAUUAAAAAGCAAAAUUUAUCAAUUAAAAAUCACAUUUGGUGAUAAAGAAUCACAUUACGCUAUAUUUGAUUUUCAAGCUAAUUAUAAAGUUGCCGAAUAUAUGAAUGUAGCACAUGGUGGUACUGAAGCUGAACUUGAAAUAAAUCUUACAUUCAAUACUCAUAUAGGAAACUAUGCUUGUUAUGGUCGAAAAUAUGUUAAAGUAUCUUUUGUCGAUUAG